Chelmon rostratus (copperband butterflyfish) is the source of this 2956-nucleotide messenger RNA. Its product is annotated as serine/threonine-protein kinase Nek8-like. The record is from RefSeq and is a predicted model, not a curated record. Gene Ontology annotation, molecular function: lipid binding; ATP binding; protein kinase activity. Gene Ontology annotation, biological process: protein phosphorylation; lipoprotein metabolic process; lipid transport. Bases 47 to 1603 code for a protein of 518 amino acids. Gene Ontology annotation, cellular component: extracellular region. The transcript has 10 exons. Lineage: Eukaryota; Metazoa; Chordata; Actinopteri; Chaetodontiformes; Chaetodontidae.
UUUUGUUCGAGCGGAUCUUUGUGUAUUGGUGGCGAUUGCAACAAACAUGGGACAAAAAAAAAGCAGCCUUCGGGAGGAAGGCUACACGAUUGAAAGGGAAACAGAAAGUGGUGUUAUAGCCACAAAGGACGGUGUCAGAUUCUUUAUAAAAAAGAUCGAAAUUUCCACAAAUGCAGCAUCAAUCUCAAACAUGGAAACCCUCAAGACGACAAGUCAUCCUCAUGUGAUGAGCACCAAGGACUCUUUUGAACAUCAGAACACUUGCUAUGUAGUGAUGGACUACUGUGAGGGAGGGACCCUUGCAGAAAAAAUCAGAAGGAGGACUGACUCACCACAGGAGUUUGAGGUACUGAGCUGGAUUGUUGAAAUCUGUAUGGCGCUGAAAAGCAUUCAUGAGAAAGGCUUGCUUCACAAGAAUCUGACGCCACAGAACAUAUACCUGACAGAAUUUGGAACACUGUGCUUGGGUGGAUUGUGGAAAAUAGACAGAAAUUCAAACUUGAAUACUGAGACACAUGGAGUGAUUAAUUAUCUGGCACCGGAGGUCUUCACACAGUCAAGAUAUGACUCUAAAAGUGAAAUGUGGUCAGUGGGAUGCAUUCUCUAUGAGCUCUGUACUCAGAAACUAGCGUUCUCUGCAGGGACCACAGUUGAUCUCAUCUCCAAGAUUAGAUCUGGUGCUAACCCACAUCUCCAAGACAAGUGGUCAUCGGAGUUUCGUGAACUCUUCAGUGACAUGUUGAAUAGAGACCCUAACUCAAGACCUACAGCCUGGGAGAUUUUGGCACGCCCAAAUACCUUAAGAUUUCUCUUCAGAAAGAGCAAAACUACGACAGACCACCUUCAGACUCAGCUGUACAAGCUAAAGGCCGUGGCAGAUAAUCUGGAAAGUGUGCACCAGGGCGCCACCAUCGGCAGCCUGACAGGAGGAGUGAUCGGAGCCGUGGGAGGGAUUACCUCCAUAGUGGGCAUCGCUCUGGCCCCCUUCACCUUGGGAACCUCGCUUGUUGUCACUGCAAUAGGAGCUGGGGUGGGUGUGGCUGGUGGGGUCACUGCCGGUGUCUCAAAUAUCACAAACAUCGUCAACCAGUCCUCUGAUCGCAAAGCUGUUCAAAGCAUCAUUAAAGAGUUUAAUGAGAAAAUUAAUGCCGUAGCCCUCUGGCUCCAGGAGAUUAGCAACAGUUUACAGAUAAUCAGCAGAUGUUGCUCAUCUGACAUGCCGAACGAUGAGGACAGCAGUCUCAACGCAAGGUUUGGCACUAAGGUAGGAAAGAGCAUCAGUGAACUGCUUCAACUGCUUCGGGUGGUAAGCAUUGGCAGAAUCGCUGCACAGGCAUCCAGGGCAGUACGUGUGGCCGCAGCAGCAACCAGUGUGCUUUCUGCUCUGUUUGUGGCAGCAGAUAUCUUUUUUAUUGCAAUGGAUGCCAAAGAGAUACGUAACAUGAGGCAAACAGAGGCACGUUCUGAGAUCAUGAAAUUUGUCCAGUCUGUCAGGGACGCUUCAAAGGAGUUGCAGCAAGUUUUGGAUGAGUUCAAAAACAUAAUCUCAAUCAUCCCUUCUCUUGAGGAUGAGAGAGAGCUGCAGUGGCAAGACAUGGAAUGAAUGUAGACCGGAGGGUACAUUAAGCUACGCCUGCAGGUGUGGAUAUAUUGCACCUCAGCGUUUUCAGAAUUGCCUGAAAAUUCAUUCAUUCAGAAAAAGUCCGGUCUGUUUUCAGUCUGCUCAGUCUAACUACAGAUACCUGGGACUUUAUUCAGACAGAGGUCCAAAGCUUAAAUAUUAUUUUGACUAUGUCACAAAGAAAAUUAAGAAUUCACAGGCUAAUGUUCAGUUUUUCCACAACGUCAACAAAACGUGUCAUUACCAGACUCUUCCUGACUCAGAUCAACUAUGGUGAUACUACCUAUAGGUUUACCUCACCGCCCACUGUAAAUUGUCUUCUAUCAGAUCAACGGCUGGCAAAUCAACUUUUUUUGUAUCGUGGCUCUCUCAAGCUCAAACUCCAGACUCUUGUCUCUUUAAUCAGUUUUAAAUGCAGAAUUAAGGAAGUGGUCACUGCUGGUAGUUAGUGUGAUUUGAUAUUGCUGUCCUGUUUGUGUCCUUGAUGCUGCUAUUUGACUCUGCCUUGGCUAGGUCUCACUUGUACAGAUAUGUGAUAUAUAUCAUCAUGACAAUCUUUUUUUAUAUUUAAAAAAAAUACAUUAAAAAAUAAUACAGUGACAGCACUCAUUGAAGAAAUGCUGAAUGUUCAUUUUCAGGGUAAAAACUGUACUGAUGUUUUAUGAGGUUUCUUACUGACAGAUCUUAGAUUCAAUGAUUGCAAAUUAAACACCUUGUUGUAAUCUGGUAGUAGCUUCAUGGUUGCUGGCAAUCUGAAUAUGGAGUUUCUUGUUUUCUUACAUGAAUGUCAGACACAGUGAAAGCCCCUUUGAGUAGGAUUUGAAAAAGUCUUACUAACUUCUUAAUAACUUAAUAAUAACUUAACAACUUGUUAACUCGUUAUUGUCUUUUCUAGUUGUAUAAAGACACUGUGUCAGACCACAAUACAUGUGGCUGUACCCGCAGAUCUGACCCAGGGACCAUGAAAUGCAUCUCAUCUUUUAAACAGCAACUUAUGCCGUCAUAACAACUUGAAAGAUGAUUAGAUCAAGAUGAUUCAUUAGAUCACCGAGGGGCUUUAACUGCAUUCAAACAUGCCCACUAAUGAGUUAUAAAGCUGUUAUAGCGAGACCGUUGUGCAGACAUGAGGACAUGCUGCUGUCUCCUUAAACUGUAAACUUGUAAUUUCUAUGUGAAAACAUUUAUAACACUUGCCAAUAUUGUAUGUAUCUAUACUAUGAUGGAUAUUUGGGUCAUAUAUACUUUGAUAAGUUUGAUUACACACAUAUAUUCUGCUAAUAGUUACAUUACAUGAAUAUGCUUACAUUAAUGAUAGUUGGAUCCUGAUAUGUUGAU